Molecule: messenger RNA, 1095 nt
Organism: Letharia lupina
Lineage: Eukaryota; Fungi; Ascomycota; Lecanoromycetes; Lecanorales; Parmeliaceae
Exons: 2
Coding region: 1-1095 (364 amino acids)
Biological process (GO): regulation of transcription by RNA polymerase II
Molecular function (GO): DNA-binding transcription activator activity, RNA polymerase II-specific
Source: RefSeq, a predicted model, not a curated record
AUGUCAAUGUUUGAGGCUCCGAGCGACGGUGUAGUUUUUCCUCAUCCUAAUGAGUCAAUGCUUACGUCCUCGCGCCCGUCACCGGGCCCGUCUUUGACCAGUGUCUGUGCUCCGUUUGGUGGAAACAAUGGCCAGAUUGCUCCGAAGCCCGUGUUUUUUCCCGGCCUCCUUGACCUGGAACUGUUGCAUCACUAUACGACUGGUACGUGCUUCUCUCUAUCGAGUAUACCAUCGAAACAGCAGAUCUGGCAAAUCGCCGUUCCAAGAGAAGCCAAGUCCCACGGAUUUCUGUUGCACGCUUUGCUUGCCAUAUCAGCGGUGAACCUCUGGUAUGUUAAUCCUACAAAGCGCCACCUGUACGAGAGAGCAGCGCUCAACCAUUGGAAUCUUGCCCUCGCAACGUCAAUACCCGCUCUCAACGAGGUCACCCUAUACAACUGUCACGCACUGUUUGCAAUGUCCGGCAUAGUUUCAGUGCUAUCUUUCGUAUCACCCCACAGUGGGAAAUUUGGAAUGCCCUCUGACCCGGUGAAUGACAUAUUGAGUGUCUUUACACUCAUACGUGGUGUGACGACCGUCGUUCAAAGCGCCCAAGAGUGGAUCGCGCAGGGGAGUUUGGGAGCACUCAUCGAUUAUAGUUGGAACCCUACGACAUCCCCGCUCUCUGAAGACGCGAGUGUUGCUUUUGAAAAGCUGUUCGACACGAAUGAGAAAGAGACGCUUGAUCCAAGCAUCAGAGACAUUUACAGCUCAACGAUUCAAGGCCUUAAAAAAACCUUUGAGAUACACACAGUCGUAAGGGACGAACCCGGCCUCGUGUUCACUUGGCUGGUCGUGGUUCAAGCGUCGUAUAUCACCCAGCUAGAAAAGAAAAAGCCUAUGGCGGUGACGAUCCUCGCACACUACGCCGUCCUUCUUCAUACCAGCAACGGGCAGUGGUGGUUAGAAGGUCGAGGCGCUCAUCUGGUUGAAUUCAUACGUCAAAUUCUUCCAUCUGAAUGGCUUCCGGCGAUACUGUGGCCAAGAGAGGCUGUCACAACGGGCUGGAAGCGGAAUGCAGAACUAGAUCCCGCUGCAUCUGGGCACGCGCGAUAG